CAAAACUACACAGAGAAACCCUGUCUCGAAAAAAAACAACAACAAACCCUCCCCCCCAAAAAACAAAACAAAACAAAAAAGAAAAGAAAAAACAAAGCAUCGAUUGCCACCAUGUUGAGGAGCGUGACAGCAGGCAGGCAUGGCGCUGGAGCGGCAACUAAGGGCUCACAGCUCAGUCCACAAACAGGAGGCAGAGGGCCUAGCUGCUUCUGGAGAUGAGGUCUCACAUAGUCCGUAGCUACUUGCUGAGCAGCUGAGGCUGGUGGCCCUCCUGCCUUUACCUCCUUAGUUUGGUAAGGUUGUACACACCUGUGCUUAUUGGUGAGCAUGCUGCCUGGCUGCUCGCCCACUACAGGACCCUGUUGGGUAGUAGGGGAAGAGACUGUGGCUCUCGUGGAAAGCUAGCUGCUAUCAGAUUCCAUGCAUGGUCCUGGCUCUCAGACUCUGGGUAGGGAAGGAAGGAAAACCACAGAGGCUCUGGGAGUCAUGAUUGGGACUCGGGUUGUUGUAUAGGUUUGCUGAGGCUGUUUGCAGGAAUGUCUGACUUGCAGAGGUCAGAGGCAUUGCUCUGUGGUCCUUGUGGGGUUUUCUCCACCCUCUCCUCGGUGUAGUCCAAUAUACCCAUUCAUUGAGUGCCACGCACUAUUUGGGGUUGCCUCUCAUGAAAGUGUUUUGGUGUUUGCAUUAGGCCCAUGAGCCUAUACCCUCCUCACAGGUAGGCAUCCUGGGGUCCUGGUGCUGCUGGUGUGGAGGCCUGGUGACUGGAGGACCUUCUGACUAAGGCUGAUGGUGGCUAUUGAGGGCAGGGAGAUAUAAGCAUGCCUUGCACCAGAUUACCCAGCUUCUCCAGGAGGAUUUACCUGAUGCCACAAGGGGAGUGACACUCCUGGGGUGCAGUGCAGUGGCAGUGUUGACAGCUCCAAGGCAGACAGGAAACACACUUGGGGUGCAGUUCCAAGAUGCCUUUGCUCUGGAGGUCCUGGGAGUGGAGACUCAGUCCUCUCCACUGCAGCCAGGUUAGACACACUCACCAUACCACACAGGCUGGGCAUAAAGAGGCCAGAAGCGUGGGGUUUGGAGUCGGCCCUAUGGUCUGUUGGCAUGAAUACCUGGUAGGCUUCAGAUACCCAGAGCAGGGGUAGUUUGGGCUUGCUCUUGUGCUGUGGCCUCUCACUGAUGGCCUCUCGCCUGUCUGAACAGACUGCCUGCUGAUGCUGGUCUACAAGGACAGGUGUGAACGCUCCAAGGGUCUGCGGGAGCGCAGCAGUCUCACCCUGGAGGACAUCUGUGGCCUGGAGCCUUCUCUGCCCUAUGAAGGCCUGGCCCACACUCUGGCCAUCAUCUGCCUGUCCCAGGCCGUCAUGCUGGGCUUCGAUAGCCAUGAGGCCAUGUGUGCCUGGGACACCCGUAUCCGCUAUGCGUUGGGCGAAGUGCAUAGGUUCCAUGUGACGGUAGCUCCUGGCACCAAGCUGGAGAGUGGUCCAGCCACUCUCCACCUCUGCAAUGACAUCCUUGUUCUGGCCAAAGACAUCCCUCCGGCCGUCAUGGGGCAGUGGAAGCUGUCUGACCUCCGUCGCUAUGGGGCUGUGCCGAAUGGAUUCAUCUUCGAAGGCGGGACCAGGUGUGGGUACUGGGCUGGAGUCUUCUUUUUGUCCUCAACUGAGGGAGAGCAGAUCAGCUUCCUGUUUGACUGCAUUGUCCGAGGCAUCUCCCCGACCAAAGGCCCAUUUGGACUCCGGCCAGUUCUCCCAGACCCAAGCUCUGGGGGGCCCACAGCCUCAGAGGAGCGUGUUGCCCAGGAGGCGCUGGAGGCCCUGCAGCUGGAGAAGCGACUUAGCCUGCUUUCACACUCCGGCAGGCCAGGCAGUGGAGGGGAUGAUCGAAGCCUGUCCAGCUCCUCCUCCGAGGCCAGCCACUCAGACAUCAGUGCCAGCAGCCGCCUCACUGCCUGGCCAGAACAGUCCUCGUCCUCAGCCAGCACAUCACAGGAAGGGCCAGGCCUGGUGGCUGCCCAGGGUCCAGGAGAAGCCAUGCUGGGAGCCUCCAGGCCACCCCUCAAGCCGCUGCGGCCGCGGCAGUUACAGGAGGUCGGCCGCCAGAGCUCCUCCGACAGCGGCAUCGCCACGGGCAGUCACUCCUCGUACUCCGGCAGCUUCUCAUCCUACGCUGGCAGCAACCUGGACGUGUGGCGGGCUGGAGAGGAGUUUGGUUCUCUGCUUAGCCUGCCGCCUGGAGCCAGUGCACCUGAGCCCAAACUGUGUGCCUGCCCACCUGGGGUGGCUGAGUACCAGGUGCCCACCUCAUUGCGACAGCACUAUGACACGCCUCGAAGCCUGCGCCAGGCCCCCAGAGACCCAAGCCCAGCCUCUCAGGGCAGCUCUGACCACAGUUCAGCCACGGACUUGGGUGGUCAGGCACCCCCGGGGUGUCCCGCCAGUUGCCUGGGAGCUCGAAGACGGGGCCAGGCAACAGAAGGCCCCGGCAGUGAAGCCACGCUGCCCAGUCCGUCCCCUGGCGAGUCCUGGGAAGCAGGCAGCCCCCAUGCAGGGCCACCUCCGGCUUUCUUUUUGUCAUGUUCAGUCUGUGGCGGACUCAAGGUCAUGGCUACUUCAUCCUCUGGACUCACUGUGACAUAUCCAGGAUCUCCAGGGCCCAUGGCUGCUGACAGCCCAGGGCCGGAACGACCACGCAGCGAGAUGCCCACGUAUGUGAAUAUCCCCAUCAGCCCCACCUCCCGACUGCAGCUGCACUACAUGGGCCUGGAGUUCCCAGGGGCCAGUGGGGGUGUGCGAGGGGCCAGCUCCUCCUCCCGCUAUGCCCAGAUUGACAUCACAGCUACCGAGACAGCGCAUCGUGUGGGGGUCCGGCAUGCACAGACUCGGGAGGAACGAUUGCCAGAGUUGGAGCAGCGGAAGAAAGGACCCUGAGGCUGCAGCUCAGGUUGAGGCUGGCUGGGCACCUGGCCAGCUGGAACAUCUGAUGUGGCCGGAUAGGCCAUCCCCUUUUGCAGAUAAUGGCCCUUGUGGCUCGGGGCCCUGGCUAGUCUGUACACUCUGGUGGUCAGUGAUUGAAGCUGAGUCUUAGUCUCCAAU
Molecule: messenger RNA, 3092 nt
Organism: Peromyscus maniculatus bairdii (prairie deer mouse)
Lineage: Eukaryota; Metazoa; Chordata; Mammalia; Rodentia; Cricetidae
Source: RefSeq, a predicted model, not a curated record